AUGAUGCCUCGUCCGAGCCUUCUUUGUCCUCUUUCGCUGCUGUUGGCACUGUUGAGUGUGUCUGUGGUGUGUUCUUUUGUCACUACAGGUCCUUCGUCGAAGCAGCAAUUUGUGAUUCGCAACGCCAAGGCCAAGGCUGAUGUCGAGCCGCUGCAGCACGACAACAACAAGCACGAUCCGGCAUACGUGCGGCACCCUUCGGAUGGCAGCGUGAUUGUGGAUCCGAAUGGAAAACCUCUUACGGUAGAUCGCAUGCUGGCCACCAAACCUCUGCGCUCCGACUUGAUGACCCGCCCUGGUCCUGGAAGACGUGAGCUCACAUACAUGGCGGGGGAAAGCGUCAUUAGCACGUUAAAUCAAGUCUUUGGGUAUGACGGAUGGAAUCUUCAGGUAAUACAAACGGAACCCGUAUUGAGAGAGCAAUUGGAUGGGAAACGUUGGUGCGUCGUCUACACGGCCCACGUUCGAAUUACUCUGACCGAAACUGGGACGUUCAAAGAAGAUUAUGGGACGGGAGAUGCCAUUGACAACCAGCUACCGGCUGCGCUACAGUUGGCGUUGAAAGCGUCCAUUACCGAUGCCAUUAAGCGUGCAGCUCGUCAUUUUGGAGAUAAACUUGGAAAUUGCUUGUAUCAGAAUAAGUUUGAUCUCAACGAAGCCCCCAAGAAUUUGGGUCAAGCUCUGGAGCAGUUCGAUAAGAGAAUGGGGAUUUGA
Seminavis robusta is the source of this 714-nucleotide messenger RNA. NCBI's taxonomy places the organism in Eukaryota, Bacillariophyta, Bacillariophyceae, Naviculales, Naviculaceae. The record is from the annotation of a GenBank genome assembly.